AUGGAAGUGGUGGUGGUAGUAAUUGUGAUGGUGAUGGUGGCAGUUAUGAGUAGUGGCGGAAGUGGUGGGUGGUGUAGUGAUGGAGGUGGCAAUGGUGGUAGUAACGCUGGUGGUGGCGAAGGUGUUGGUGUUGGUGGCGGAGGUGAUGAUGGUGGUGGUGGCAGUGAUGGUAUGGUCACAAUACUGGUCGUAACGGUGGUGAUGUGUGGUGGUGGUCGUGGCGGAGGUGGUGAAAGAGGUGGUUGGGUAGUGGUGGCAGUGGUCGAAGGUGGUAGAGGCAACGGUACUAGUGGGUGGAGGGUGGUGAUAACGGAGGUACCAAUGGUGGUGAUGGUGGGUGGUAGUGGUGCCUAG
Messenger RNA from Lactuca sativa (garden lettuce), 354 nucleotides. The record is from RefSeq and is a predicted model, not a curated record. NCBI's taxonomy places the organism in Eukaryota, Viridiplantae, Streptophyta, Magnoliopsida, Asterales, Asteraceae.